UUAAGUUGACGGACCCAAUCAACACCUACUUCGGUUCUUCAUCUCUCUUCUUCUCGGAAGAAUUAAUUCUGGGUUUGAUUUUGAUCAAAAUUAGCGAAGAUGAGAUUUUGUUGGUUAAUCAUCGCUCCAUUUUUCCUGUAUUUCGUAACCCUGAAAAUUUCAGGUGAUUCAGUAAUCACAGCUCAAGGAGCUGGCACAAAUUCUCACAGGUCACGCGAACCAAAAUACAAAAUUGAGUUCCACUCAGAAGACUCGCCAUAUCUUCCUGGUGAUGACCAAGAGUCUAUCUUCAUGCCAAAUGAAGAUGGGAAGAAUUAUUUGUGCUUUCUACCCAAGAUUGAGAAACCUAAGAGUGGAAAGCCAGUCAGCCAAUAUAAUACUACUGGCAUGAUCAUGGAAAGUGAGAGAAGGAUCAAAGUAAAGACACCAGAUGAGCUACUUGAAGUACUGGAAGAUCAAUGCCUUCUCAGGCAAGAGGGUUGGUGGACAUAUGAAUUCUGUUUUAAGAAUAAACUACGGCAGCUUCAUUUGGAAGAUGAUAAGAUAGCUCAAGAGUUUGUGCUGGGAGUAUAUGAUCCUGAAGCUACAACUCUUAAUAAUCAGAAUCUCUCUGACAUUUCUAUAUUGAAAGAUCCACAUUCAAAAGAUGCUUCUCAGAGGUAUCAUGCUCAUCAGUACACCAAUGGAACAGUCUGUGACCUUACGAAUCAACAUCGAGAGACAGAGGUUAGAUUUGUGUGUUCAGAGGGCAAAGCCAUGAUUAGCUCCAUUACAGAGUUAUCCACCUGUAAAUACGCACUUACAGUUCAGUUUCCGAUGCUUUGUUCACACCCGAUGUUUCAAGAAGAGCGGCCUGUUUGGUAUGCCAUACAUUGCAACUUGCUUUCCAAGGAUGGCAAAGAUAUGAAAGCAGAAGAAGAUACUGAGCAUGACAACAGAAUCAAAUUGGUCUCGGAAGUUGAAUACCCGUUUGACAUUGGUGCUGACGAAUCUGCUGCGUAAAUGUUUUUGUUUAAGUUUUUUACACAGACAGGUACAGGUAGCUAGGGAGGAACUUCGAAAGAAGAAAUAGAAAUGUUUACUUAUAGUGCCAAAUGUAGAUUGCUGUAAUUUUGUAGAUUGAUGAUCCCUUCUACAUAUCAGUCAAGUUUCUACGUUCAUUUGCUUACUAGAAA
This is a messenger RNA of Spinacia oleracea (spinach), 1175 nucleotides long. RefSeq names its product protein OS-9 homolog. The transcript has 8 exons. Gene Ontology annotation, biological process: retrograde protein transport, ER to cytosol; endoplasmic reticulum unfolded protein response; ERAD pathway. Gene Ontology annotation, cellular component: endoplasmic reticulum lumen. The record is from RefSeq and is a predicted model, not a curated record. The coding region runs from base 100 to 1002 and encodes 300 amino acids. NCBI's taxonomy places the organism in Eukaryota, Viridiplantae, Streptophyta, Magnoliopsida, Caryophyllales, Amaranthaceae.